Drosophila takahashii is the source of this 4260-nucleotide messenger RNA. RefSeq names its product period circadian regulator (gene per). Lineage: Eukaryota; Metazoa; Arthropoda; Insecta; Diptera; Drosophilidae. The record is from RefSeq and is a predicted model, not a curated record. Gene Ontology annotation, molecular function: transcription cis-regulatory region binding; transcription corepressor binding. Gene Ontology annotation, cellular component: cytoplasm; nucleus. Gene Ontology annotation, biological process: entrainment of circadian clock by photoperiod; circadian regulation of gene expression; negative regulation of transcription by RNA polymerase II.
UUCGGAUUUGGUGACAGUGAGAGUGUCGAAGCUGAGUGCGAAUUGAACCAGCCGCAAAGUGAGGGAUAAAGCCCACAACUUGAUCUAUAGCCAUCUCAUCCUCCCGCGAGUGCAACAGGGAGAGCGAGCGAGAGUAAAUCUCGCAAAGUAAAUACUAUAUAUCACACAAAUUGGCAAUAUGGAGAACCUAAACAACAUGGAGGGCGGCGAGUCCACGGAGUCCACACACAACACCAAGGUGUCCGAUUCGGCGUAUUCAAACAGCUGCAGCAACAGUCAGUCGCAGCGCAGUGGCAGUUCCAAGUCCCGGCUGAGCGGCAGCCACUCGUCCGGCAGCAGCGGCUAUGGGGGCAAGCCCUCGACGCAGGCCAGCAGCAGCGACAUGAUCAUCAAGCGGAACAAGGACAAGUCGCGCAAGAAGAAGAAGAACAAGGGGACGGGGCAGACGCAGGUGCAAUCCCUGAUCUCGGCGGCCGCCUCCCUGGAGGGGGGCAUAGGUGGGGCGGAGGAGAAGCCGCCGCGGCCCAGCGGCAGUGGAUGCGGGGACCAGCAGACGCUGCAGGACCACCAGCAGCACGGCGAGGAUCGCGGCGAGGCCACGGAGCCGGCGGAGCAGCUGCGCCAGCAGCAGGAGGAGGAGGACGACCAGUCGGGAUCCGAGUCCGAGUCGGCGGAUCGUGGCGAUCUGGGCGCGGCCAAGUCGGAGGCGGAGCAGAGCUUCCCCAUCCCCUCGCCGCUGUCCGUGACCAUAGUGCCGCCCUCGAUGGGCGGCGGAGUGGGCGGCUGCGGGGGCGUGGGCCACGCCUCCGGCCUGGACAGCGGCCUGGGGAAGUUCGACAAAGCGUGGGGCGAGUCGACGCCGGGCAAGCUGGAGUCCAUGGCGGGCGUGAGCGCCGCGGGAGCGUCGGGCGGGAUCCCGGGCAGGGUGAAGGAGGACAGCUUCUGCUGCGUGAUCUCCAUGCACGACGGCAUCGUGCUCUACACCACGCCCAGCAUCACCGAUGUGCUGGGCUUUCCGCGCGACAUGUGGCUGGGCCGCUCCUUCAUCGACUUUGUGCACCUCAAGGACCGGGCCACCUUCGCCAGCCAGAUCACGACGGGCAUACCGAUCGCCGAGUCGCGGGGCAGCAUGCCCAAGGACGCCAAGAGCACCUUCUGCGUGAUGCUGCGCCGCUACCGGGGCCUCAAGUCCGGCGGAUUCGGGGUGAUCGGGCGGCCGGUGAGCUACGAGCCCUUCCGGCUGGGCCUGACCUUCCGGGAGGCGCCCGAGGAGGCGCGGCCGGACAACUACAUGGUCUCCAACGGCACCAACAUGCUGCUCGUCAUCUGCGCCACUCCGAUCAAGAGCAGCUACAAGGUUCCCGACGAGAUCCUCUCGCAGAAGAGCCCCAAGUUCGCCAUCCGGCACACGGCCACCGGGAUCAUCUCGCACGUGGACAGCGCGGCGGUGAGUGCGCUGGGCUACCUGCCGCAGGACCUCAUCGGCAGGAGCAUCAUGGACUUCUACCACCACGAGGACCUCAGCGUCAUGAAGGAGACCUACGAGACGGUGAUGAAGAAGGGCCAAACGGCGGGCGCCUCCUUCUGCAGCAAGCCCUACCGCUUCCUCAUCCAGAACGGCUGCUACGUCCUCCUGGAGACCGAGUGGACCAGCUUCGUAAAUCCGUGGUCGCGCAAGCUGGAGUUCGUGGUCGGCCAUCACAGGGUGUUUCAGGGUCCCAAACAGUGCAACGUCUUCGAGGCGGCACCCACGUGCAAGCUCAAGAUAUCGGAGGAGGCCCAGAACCGGAACACGCGCAUCAAGGAGGACAUCGUGAAGCGGCUGGCGGAGACCGUCUCCCGUCCGUCGGACACGGUCAAGCAGGAGGUCUCCCGCCGCUGCCAGGCGCUGGCCAGCUUCAUGGAGACCCUCAUGGACGAGGUCUCGCGCGCCGACCUCAAGCUGGAGCUGCCGCACGAGAACGAGCUGACCGUCUCGGAGCGCGACAGCGUGAUGCUCGGCGAGAUCUCGCCGCACCACGACUACUAUGACAGUAAGAGCUCCACUGAGACGCCGCCCAGCUACAACCAGCUAAACUAUAACGAGAACCUGCUGCGUUUUUUCAACAGCAAGCCGGUCACGGCGCCGGCGGAGCUCGAUCCGCCCAAGACGGAGCCGCCGCCGGAGCCGCGGAGCACCUGUGUCAGUGGCGGAGCCAGUGGACCGAUGAGUCCCGUCCACGAGGGCAGCGGGGGCAGCGGCUCCUCCGGGAACUUCACCACCGCCAGUAAUAUACACAUGAGCAGUGUGACCAAUACGAGCAUUGCGGGAACCGGUGGAACUGGAACGGGAACUGGUACGGGAACUGGUACUGGAACUGGUACAGGCACAGGCACAGGAACCGGUACCAAAACAGGAACCGGAACGGGGAAUGGAACCAACUCUGGAACCACCGUUACCACCACUGGCACCACCAGCUCCUCCAGAGGAGGCGGCGCCGCCUCUCCGCCCAUUACCCUCACCGAAUCCCUGCUCAACAAGCACAAUGACGAAAUGGAAAAGUUCAUGCUGAAGAAGCACCGCGAAUCGCGGGGACGCACCGGGGAGAAGAGCAAGAAGUCCGCCAAUGACACCCUCAAGAUGCUCGAGUACAGUGGCCCGGGACACGGGAUCAAGCGGGGCGGCUCCCACUCGUGGGAGGGCGAGGCGAACAAGCCCAAGCAGCAGCUGACCCUGGGAACCGGCGAUGCCGGGAGCAAGGGAGCGGGAGCCGGCGGAGGUGGAGGCGGGGGAGCAGCAGCGGGCUCCGGCGGGGUGGGAUCGGGAGGAGCAGGGGUGGCAGGCGGAGGAGGAGGAGGAAGCGUGCCACCGGAGGGCAGGACCACAACCACGACAUCGGGAGCGGGAACCCCGGGCGGCGGCGGAGGGGGCGGAGCCGGAGGAGCGGCGGGCGCCACCUCCUCCUCGGUGGGCAGCUCCACGCCAGGACCCUCCUCCUAUCCCUCCUGCACGCAGAACAUCAAUCUCUGGCCGCCGUUCUCGGUGGGCAUCACCCCGCCCGUCCACUCCACGCACACGGCCAUGGCCCAGAGCAGCUUCUCCUCCGCCGGCCUCUUCCCCACCUUCUACUACAUCCCCGCCGCCUCCCUGACGCCCACCAGUCCCACGCGCUCGCCCCGGAUCCACAAGCAUCCGCACAAGAGUGGCGUGGAGCUGCCCACCACCUCGCAGCAGGCGGCGGCUGCAGCGGCGGCCGCCCAGGCCAUGCCGCUCCAGUACAUGGCCGGCGUGAUGUACCCGCAUCCCUCCCUCUUCUACACGCAUCCGGCGGCGGCGGCCGCCACGGCCAUGAUGUACCAGCCGAUGCCCUUCCCCGGGAUGGCCAACGCCCUGCAGAUUCCGGAGCGGCCGUUGGGCUCCCAGUCGGCGUACAACAAGACGGUGUAUACGGCCACGCCAGUGUCCAUGACAAAGAAGGUGCCCGGCGCAUUCCACUCGGUCACCACUCCCGCCCAGGUGCAACGGCCCUCCUCGCAGACCACCUCCGUCAAGGCGGAGGGUGCGGGGUCCAAUGCGGCGGGUGCUGAUCCCUGCAAGAAGGAGGUGGUGGCGCCCGACUCCUCGCCCAUCGCGUCCGUGAUGGGCGACUACAACUCCGACCCGCCCUGCAGCAGCAAUCCCACCAACAACAAGAAAUACACGGACAGCAAUGGAAACAGCGACGACAUGGAUGGCUCCAGCUUCUCCUCGUUCUACUCGUCCUUCAUCAAGACCACCGACGGCUCGGAGAGUCCGCCAGACACCGAAAAGGACCCCAAGCAUCGUAAGAUAAAGAGCCUCAGCACUUCGGAGAACAAGAUCAUGGAACACCCCGAGGAGGACCAGACGCAACACGGGGAUGGGUAGUUGCCAAACCCGCAGUUGCUGCUGACCGACGUACACAAUCGGGUGCACCAAGUCGAUCCCUAGGACGAACCAACCAGCAAGCAGCAAACAGCAGGCACCGAGGACCAGCAGGGAUCCUAGAGAAGAUUCUCCGAGUCUACGAAUCUGAUUGAAGCAACGAAACACCGAAUGAGAUGGUCCUUCAAGGAUCUGUAAAAUCAAUGAAAACAGAGUAUAAUGUGUAGAUCUCAAAUCAGAAACAUCAAAUGUGUUAAAAUUCUUCAAACACUGCAUCUCAGCUUAAAAUAUUUUAUUUAUAUUUCGUUUAAACAGUCUUAUAUUUAUUUAUUCCGUUGCGUAAUAAAUUGCAAAACUCCAAACCCCGACACUCCCCA